ACCCUUGUUCCACCGCCGGUCCGCCGCCGUUCCCCACCUCCGCUCCUGCUAGCCCCUCUCUCCUCCUCGACGGUGAAACUCUACAGGCUAGUGUAGGCCGCACGAAAAGCCCAGCGCAGUACUGCUCCCAUGGGGAAGAGCAGCAAGAAGAAGAAUAAGGUCAUCCUCGCGCCGCCGCUGCCGCCGGAAGUCGAUGAAGACGACAUCGUCAUAUCCGACGAGGAUGUCGAAUUCGUCGAGAAGAACCCAAAGCAAGCCCGCAAUAUCGCCAGGCUGGACAAAGAUGCCAUCGACGGUUUUGUCAAAAGGGUCGCCGACCACGACGACGACAAGGUCGAGCUCCUCUACGAGGAGCGCGAGCGCAAGAGGAGGGCGGCCGAAGCCCUCAAGCCCAGGAACGGCGACGAUAUCGAGGUGGACCCCGUCGACGCGCUCCCUGUCAAGACUCUGGACGGGAAGGUGGUCUACAGACCAGCCAAGAAAGCAAGGUCUGGUGACGAAGCUAAUGUCGUUAAAUCUAGAUCUGAAGACAAAGGGGCUGGUGCCGCCCAAGGUUCCCAAAAAGAACCUGAGGGUAGAUCCAACAAAAAGGAAGAUAGUAAACUGCAGAAUGUGCAAUCUCCAACUGAAGUUCCCAAGGAAAAUCUGCACUCAGUAGUGUUGGAAGAGGUGAAAGAAGAACUUUCAUCUGAUGAAUUGUUUGAGAAAAAGAAGGCCCAGCUUGCUGAACUAGGGAUGGCCUUGCUUGAAGACCCAGAGUCAAACAUUAGAUCCCUGAAUGAUCUGUUAAUCUUAUGCAACGACAUGGACCAGAAGGUUGUUAAACUUGGUAUAAUGUCCUUGCUUGCUGUGUUUAGGGACAUAAUUCCCAGUUAUCGGAUUAGGCAGCUGACAGAAAAAGAACUUGCUGUAGAAGUUUCAAAAGAAGUGAAGAAGACGAGAUAUUAUGAAUACACGCUUAUUCGCUCCUACAAGGCAUACCUACAAAAACUGAUAUCACUGGAGAAGCAACCAUAUUUCUAUCUUGUGGCUGUUCGUUGCUUGUGUAGUUUAUUAGAUGCUGCGCCGCACUUUAACUUCCAUGAAAGCUUACUGGCUAGUGUGGUAAAAAAUUUAAGCUCCUCGAAUGAUGUAGCCAGGAAACUAUGUGGUGAGGCGAUAAGAUCUCUAUUUAGAAAUGAAGGAAAACAUCGUGGUGAGGCAACCAUUGAAGCAGUAAGAUUGAUAGCAGCCCAUGUCAAGCUCCAUGAUUGCCAGCUCCAUCCCGAUAGCAUUGAGGUCUGCUUGUCUUUGAAGUUUGAUGAAGACCUUGGAAAAGAUGAUAGCAAAGAAGACAAGCUGAAACCAAAGAAGAAUAAACGAUAUCAGAAUCGGGAUGUCGCAAAACCGAGUGAGAAGAAGAAAAUAAAAAAGGAGAUGCUUUCUAAGGCCAGACAAGAGGUUCGUGCAGAUCUUAGAGCUGUUUCGUUUACUCUUGAUCCAAAGGAGAAAAAAAUGAUACAAAGGGAAACUCUUGCAGCUCUGUUUGAGACCUAUUUUCGAAUUUUGAAGCAUAGCAUGAACAAUUCAAGGUACAAGGCCACCAGUGUCUUUCCUGGUGGCUCGCACCCUUUACUUGCUCCAUGCUUGGAGGGCUUAGGAAAAUUCUCCCAUUUAAUUGAUUUGGAUUUCAUGAGUGAACUUAUCGCUUGCCUUAAGAAGCUUUCUGGGUAUACAGACCAUCAAGGUGAAAUUCCGCCAGAUAAUGCACUCUCUGUGUCAGAACGUCUGCAAUGCUGCAUAGUUGCUUUCAAAGUCUGGAGGAGCAAUCUUGAGGCUUUGAACGUAGACCUGCAGGACUUCUUUGUGCAGCUUUAUAACCUUAUACUGGAGUAUCGGCCUGACAGAGAUCAUGGAGAGGUUUUGGCCGAAGCUCUGAAGACACUUCUGUGGGAAGGCAAGCAGCAGGAUAUGCUAAGAGCAGCUGCUUUCAUUAAACGUCUGGCCACAUUUGCUCUGUCAUUUGGCUCUGCAGAAGCAAUAGCAGCCUUGAUCACGCUGAAGCAUCUCCUCCAGAAGAAUACAAAGUGCCGAAACAUGUUGGAAAAUGAUGCUGGUGGUGGUUCCCUGUCCAGCUUAGUUGCGAAAUAUGACCCAGAGGCUAAAGAUCCUUAUUUGAGCGGCGCACUAGCUACAGUCCUUUGGGAGCUUAGCCUUCUUCAGAAGCAUUAUGACCCAUCUGUUUCUGGAAUGGCUUCAAAUGUCCUGAGCAUGGCAAAUCUGAACGCCACUCAGAAUCCAGUUCAACUUUCUAGUGCAAACCCUCUGGAAGCAUACAAAAACUUGUCAAUGGGGCUGGAAUUAUCAAAACCAGCCGGCAAGGUGUUGACGCUGAAGUGCAAAAGGAAACGGCGCAGUAAGGAGUUUGUCGCCCUAAGCCCAGAUGUGCUUCAGAAGGCAGAUUGCACGGUGGGUGAAGAUGUACUCAGAGAGAAGUUGCAAAGUCAUUUUGCGGUGCUAAGAGGCAUUUCAGAGAAUGAGAGACUGAGGACCGAGUUGAACCAUACAUUGUCAUCCAUAAACAUGUAUAAGGAAUACAAGAAGCAGAAAAAGCAAACCAAGAAAUCAAAAACUGGCAGGAAGAAAGUUACAAGGUCAUAGGGAUUGGUCGUUUUCUGUUUGAGGAUCUUUCCCACACCAGCGAUAAAGGUGUACUUCAAUUUUUUCAUAGUGUCACUAUUGAUUUAUUGUAGUCCAUACUAUUUGGUUCCUGUGACACACAUUGUAGUUCAUGUGCAAGAUACGAAGGUUACAUGCUUGAUCUACUUGAUGUUGCUCUUCAA
Messenger RNA from Lolium rigidum, 2822 nucleotides. RefSeq names its product nucleolar complex-associated protein 3-like. Gene Ontology annotation, molecular function: chromatin binding. Lineage: Eukaryota; Viridiplantae; Streptophyta; Magnoliopsida; Poales; Poaceae. The transcript is spliced from 12 exons. Gene Ontology annotation, biological process: DNA replication initiation. The coding region runs from base 130 to 2640 and encodes 836 amino acids. The record is from RefSeq and is a predicted model, not a curated record. Gene Ontology annotation, cellular component: nucleolus.